AGCAUCUGCAGCCAACACUUCCGUCUUAACUUCGACAAUCCUCAACCGCUGGUACCUGUCAAGGCUCUCCUUAGUCUUGACAGUCCUGAUCAGCAUAUCAUCGACAAGAUGAAGUUGAAUAUUUCGUACCCGGCCAACGGGUCGCAGAAACUGAUCGAAGUCGAAGAUGACCGCAAGCUGCGCGUCUUCAUGGAGAAGCGCAUGGGCAACGAAGUCCCAGGUGACAGUCUAGGAGAUGAAUGGAAGGGCUAUAUCUUCCGCAUCACCGGUGGUAAUGACAAGCAAGGCUUUCCCAUGAAGCAGGGUGUCAUGCUUCCUACUCGUGUCAAACUCCUCCUUGCCGACGGCCACUCCUGCUACCGACCUCGACGAACCGGCGAACGCAAGCGCAAGUCUGUCCGUGGCUGCAUUGUUGGCCAAGACCUUUCCGUUCUGGCUCUUUCCAUCGUCAAGCAAGGCGAUGGUGAGAUUCCUGGUCUCACCGAUGUGGUCAACCCCAAGCGCCUGGGUCCCAAGCGAGCCACCAAGAUCCGAAGAUUCUUUGGCUUGAGCAAGCAAGAUGAUGUCAGGAAAUUCGUCAUCCGCCGCGAAGUCGUCCCCAAGAAAGAGGGCGCCAAGCCGUACACCAAGGCCCCUAAGAUUCAGAGACUUGUCACUCCCCAACGCAUGCAACACAAGCGACACCGCAUUGCUCUCAAGAGAAGACGCGCCGAGGCCGCCAAAGACGCUGCGAACGACUAUGCUCAAUUGUUGGCUAAGCGUGUGCAUGAGGAGCGUGAGAAGAGGACCGAGUUGAGGAAGAGACGUGCCUCCUCGAUGAGGAAGGAGUAAACGCGCAAAAUGUCCCAGCAAGAUACCGUUUCCACAAAAGCUUCAUGCAUACCACCUCGCCCAAAUCAUGGAAAAUGAAGGGUAUCAUCUGAGCUUAUUGGAGAAAAGUUCUGACGUGGUGGUUCCGGGAGGCCAAACGCAUAAACUGCCACCCAACGACUAAAGAUCUCGGGGUUGAAGUUGAGGAGAGACAUGGAGAACGGGGAAUGGAUAGUGCAGAACACGGACUGUGGUGUGGUGUCGCUGAUACUGGUGGAGAGUCAAACAUCAAAAUCCAGUUUCGCAAGUGGCAUGAGACUCAUAGACCAGGUGAAAAGCUCAACUGGGCAAAAGGAAAGAUCAAAUACUACGUC
Messenger RNA from Cladophialophora immunda, 1184 nucleotides. RefSeq names its product 40S ribosomal protein S6-B. Gene Ontology annotation, cellular component: ribosome. Bases 109 to 831 code for a protein of 240 amino acids. The record is from RefSeq and is a predicted model, not a curated record. The transcript is spliced from 4 exons. Gene Ontology annotation, molecular function: structural constituent of ribosome. Gene Ontology annotation, biological process: translation. Lineage: Eukaryota; Fungi; Ascomycota; Eurotiomycetes; Chaetothyriales; Herpotrichiellaceae.